AUGCCGCACACCAGUUCUAUCACAUAUCUACCACUUCCGAGCUGGCUAGAAGCCUCUGUCGAAGAAGCAAGAAGCGCAACUUCCAACACAGUGGUCUCCGAUUCACAAAGAUGGGCUUUUGAAUUUGAACUACCUGUUAAUGAGGGUGUUAAACGGGUGGUGGAUGAGGUGAAGAAAGUCUAUCUGGAAAACUCGCCAUCCGAGGUUUCUUUCUUAUCUUCGCACGGGGCUGUUUUUAAAGGAAGUUGGAGGUCAGGGGGACUAGUUGACACUAUAAUUGUUCCACUUAUGGGUUAUGACACGGAAGUGACUGCAAGAAAUGAAGGCGGGAAAGAGAUAAAAGUAGAUUGGAAUUGGAAGAACGCCAUACUUGUGUCAAGGCAUACAGUUUUUAGAAUUGAAGGAGAAACAAAGAUUGGCGCUGUGAUUAUCACACUAAGACGGUAAUUAUGGAUAAGAAUGUACAGUUAUUUAAGCAUU
Molecule: messenger RNA, 480 nt
Organism: Histoplasma capsulatum G186AR
Lineage: Eukaryota; Fungi; Ascomycota; Eurotiomycetes; Onygenales; Ajellomycetaceae
Exons: 2
Coding region: 1-447 (148 amino acids)
Source: RefSeq, a predicted model, not a curated record